AUGACAAUCGACAAGCCCAACAUGGUGACGACAACGACAACGACGACGGCGUCGGAAAAGUUCUUCGAGGUGCGCUCGCCGGCCAGCUUCGCGGCGCGGAUGUGGUCGCGCACGGCGCAUAGCGGCGUGCCCGUCGUGCCGGACGGCGACGUGAUCCUCGUCGUCGGGCUGGGCGACGAGACGGCGGAGCUGCGCGUGGACUCGCUCAUCCUGAAGCGCGCGUCGCGGGUGUUUGGCGCGAUGCUCGGCCCCCGCUUCAAGGAGGGCCAGAGGCUGCUCGACCGCAACGGCGGCGCCUCGUCCGAGCCCGUCAAGAUCAACCUGCCCGACGAGGACCCGGAGAUCAUGGAGCUCAUUCUGAACAUCCUGCACCACCAGAACUCGCGGGUGUGUCAGAUGGCGGCGGCGGAUUCGAUCUUGGAGGUGGCUGUCGUGGCGGAUAAGUAUGACCUGGUCGAUGCGCUCAAGUACGCGUCGCAGACGAUGCUGCAUUAUCACGAGCCGUCGAUUGAGCAUCUGACCGUCGGGGACCUGUGGCGGUUGGGGCUGGCGGCGGGCUUGCUGAAUGAGGGCAAGGCAUUUGAGAAGGUGACGCGGAUGCUGGUAUGGAAUCAUACGGUGCCGUAUAUACAGCUCGUGGACGCGGAAGAUGUGGUCGACAUUGAGUUCGCGCUGCGGAUGUGCUAUCUGUUGGAGAAGGAGAGGCAAGACUUGAAGACGUCUUUGCUGCAGCAUCUACUGCCGAUCAUUUCCACUGGGAAUCAGCUGCGCCUGGUUGAAAUCAAGGUGGACUCGGCGGAACACUUCGACGCGUGGCCGGAGUUGAUGAAGCUGUUCGGGGCCAGUCUCAAUGAGAUGACCCGGUUCGCGGAGGGACUCGUCCUGGCGGACCGAAGCCGCCGCGCCGCGGGGCCCAACUCGGACUUCAUGAGGCACUUCAGGAGUCGGGGCGGGAUACGUCUGGAGGACGCGCGGAAAGGGCGCGACUGA
Molecule: messenger RNA, 990 nt
Organism: Colletotrichum siamense
Lineage: Eukaryota; Fungi; Ascomycota; Sordariomycetes; Glomerellales; Glomerellaceae
Exons: 2
Coding region: 1-990 (329 amino acids)
Molecular function (GO): protein binding
Source: RefSeq, a predicted model, not a curated record